Megalopta genalis is the source of this 3817-nucleotide messenger RNA. Its product is annotated as doublesex- and mab-3-related transcription factor A2. NCBI's taxonomy places the organism in Eukaryota, Metazoa, Arthropoda, Insecta, Hymenoptera, Halictidae. The record is from RefSeq and is a predicted model, not a curated record. Gene Ontology annotation, cellular component: nucleus. Gene Ontology annotation, biological process: sex differentiation; regulation of transcription by RNA polymerase II. Gene Ontology annotation, molecular function: RNA polymerase II cis-regulatory region sequence-specific DNA binding; DNA-binding transcription factor activity, RNA polymerase II-specific.
CCAGGAGGAGUGGCGGGAACCGAAGGCAAACAUCGGCGAACCAAUCGACGGGAAAGGGUGGUCCGGUGGAUGUUUGUCUUGUUGCCGGUCCGGGGGGAUGCUGGAGGCACGUAGCCCGUACCACGGAGCCAAUCGUCGCGAAGAAUGUCCGAAUCACUGCCGGAUGGAGACCGCGGAGAUUUCUUUCGCCGAGGGAAGACAGGCUGCCGCUCAGUCGGCCGCCAAGGAUCGCGAAAACGAUAAUCCCCCUUGUCCGCAGCUUAGGGGAUCGCGACUCUAACCGUUAGACAUUGUAAAUCCGAUCUUUAUCUAUCUACUGAAUAAAUUUCGCGAGCUCUGAUCUCGUUAUACGCGGCCGGUGAUCGCUAAGACCUUACUGAGACCUAUCCGAGUCUACCAAAAAUCGUCGAAGUCCCUUCAGGGAAUCGCGGCGAUGAUUCCGGAGGUAGCCUAAACGCUGGUACCCAGUGCGCGGAGGAGGAUGUUGCGGGGCAAGAGCAGAAGCAAGCCGGAGAACGAGGACGAAGAGGACGGUCAGACGAAGCAGAGGAGGCCCAAGUGCGCCAGGUGUCGGAACCACGGGUUGAUCUCGUGGCUCAGGGGCCACAAGAGGGAAUGCCGGUACCGGGACUGUCUGUGCCCCAAGUGUUCCCUGAUCGCGGAGAGGCAGAGGGUGAUGGCGGCUCAGGUGGCACUGAAGAGGCAACAGGCCGCCGAGGACGCCAUUGCCCUGAAAAUGGCCAAGGUGGCGACCGGUCAGAAGCUGAACCGGCUGCCGCCGGGCAAGAUCUUCGGCAUGGCGGUCACCGAGCCUAAGUCGUCGACAGACACCGAGAAACAAAGCCAAGUGUCUUCUCCCAAGGAGGCUCAACAGACGACCGACGAUCCGAAGAAGGAGGACUCCCCUAGGGUCCAGGAUCAGGAACCACCUCCGCCUGCCAGCGAGAACCUGGCGAAGCUGAAGAGCCUGGUCUUCAGCGGCGGCAAACAAGAAGAAGCGAAAGAGGGCGGUGUGUCGCAGACCUCCGUGGACACUUUGGCCCGGCUGUUCCCCAACACGAAGCUCUCCGUGCUGCAACUGGUGCUGCAGAGGUGCGGCCAGGACCUGUUGAAGGCGAUAGAGUACUUCGCCAGUGACAGCCUUGGCAUCGGUUCAACCGCCUACGCUUCAGCUUUCCGGCCGCCGAGUCAGACCGUCAACGAGUCCCGUCCAGGCGAUCCACUGGCCGGCUCCAUGUUGGCGCCCAUCUAUUCGAACCUCUCCAGGAGCCUAUACAGCGACAGUUACUGCGUGCUGAACAUCAUUCCGGACCAGUUCCCGAAGAGCAUCAUGGCGGACGCAGCCACCUGCGCCUCGUUGCCCGUCAAAGCCGGUCAGCACGACCAGGACAGCGUGGCUUUGAACGUUCAGUACAACAGCUACUUCAACGCCGGCCUGCAGCAACAGAUCAGGGAUCACGUUUACGCCCAGGUCACCGAGCACCUUCCGUCCAGGCCUGGGUUCCUGCAUCUGCCGCCUAUAAUGCCCGGCAUGCCCGCCUGCGUGCAACCCAACUGCACCCAGUGCGCUUACAAGUUUCCAUGAAGCGGGACACGGACGAAAGUAUACAUAUAACAACCGACGGGAUAUCUAUAGGGCUACGUUAGCGUCAUCCGCGGGUCUUGAAUAUUUCGUUUACGCGUUCUCGUUCUUCGUGGAAACAUCGUUGUUAUUUCGUAUUCGACGUUGCUUCGGCGGCCAGUUUUAUACUCUAAACACGACGACGGCGACGACCGGUCCGAAGGAACUACUGUGAUUCUUGUUUGUAGACAAAAACCACCUGAAUUGUGUCUGGAACGACCGCGCACACCUGUUAAGAACUUAACUGUCGGAGCGCGGCAGCGACCGGCCGGUAAAAUUAGAUCCGAACGUAAACAGCCGAUGGCGCUGGCAAAGUUUCGCGGCAAGAAAUCAGUCGGCAGUUUCCCGGUUCACGGCGGAUCGAUCGUAAUGCCGAGCCGUUAGUGGCGUUAUCAUGUGUGAAAUAUCCACGUGCGCCUAACGAGCAUCGCCGCUGAUCGGUGCUCUGAUAUCAGCGGGGGGAUUUCCGUGAUCGGCAGACCUUAAUCUUCAAAGUUCAGCGGGCGACCGAGCCGGGACAAGCGGAGCAUGGUCCCGACGCGCAUCACUUGCUCCACUGGCGGCCUUCCACUCUCUAUCGAUUGACCUUUGAUCGUCGAGCGUGAAAUAAAACCUGUUAGAAUAAAUCCCGGUGACCGUCAAACUCGCGGCGACCAUUUUUAUUGCGGCUCAAACUUCCAGCGACCGCCCACGGGAAUUAUCGAUCUUCGCUUCGUUAGAGAAAAAAAUGGUCUCUCGGACGUAUGUACAUUUGGGGAUCGAUGGUCAACGGCUUCUUGGUUGACCCCUUCUGCGGGUACAAAAUAUUUCACUGUGUGUAAUCAAUAUUUUAUUAACAGUUUCUAGGGGCAGAAAGAAAUUGGGGCGGACGGCGUGACAACGCAAGUUUGACUACGUUUGAAUAAGUUUGACUAAGUUUACCUACGUUUGACUAAGUCUGACUAAGUUGAACCGUUAAUAUUCUUCAACCUAGGAACUUGUCGGCCUCUGAACUUCGUGUAAAAAAAUCUUACGACAGUUCUUAAAUGAAUUUUGAAAGAAAUCAAGGGUCGACAGCCGUUCGAUUCUUGCCAACCACCCAGUACGUCAGAUACUGGGUUGUUCUUGAACUUACAGGCUACAGAAAUAGUUCGGUUAUAUUUGCCCGUCGACGCUUGUGCAUUCGAAUUUCGAAAAGCGAUUCCGCAGUUCGCGGAGAGUAACUUAUUAAUUUCUGAAUGAUUUCCCUACCGUCGAAAGGGUCAGCGGAAACGUGUAAACAUCCGCGGUCUAUUUAUACGUUAUUUACCGAUAAAUAACACCGGUCUCAAGGAUACAGCCUCUUCUUUGCGAGAGAUAUAUCUCCUUCCUUGGAAAAGCAGGAGGAAAGUUUCGCGGCUAUUGCAGUCGCUGAGCUAAUAGGGCAGCAGUAAUCGAGUUAGGAAGAUUCAAUUGUCUGUAUAAACAGCGAGAGGAUAUCGCCAGGCAACUGUCGAUGCCCGGAAGCGGUAUUCCAUGGCCAGGAAAAACACGGUCUCCCUUGCCUCCCCCUUGGGAACGCCGCCAAUCUGUCGUGCCCCGAAUCGCGAGGAUCCUGACGCCGUGCCGUGAAAUCUAAUUCGCUGCUCGAACCCGGGGAUGUAUUUAUGUUGGUCUCUUUAUUCAGUCGAAAGGUAUAAAACGGAGAAAUCCAUCGGAUUACACGAAUUAGUUGUUCUUCUUUAUUUUUGGUUCUUUCAUAAAGAUCUUCGAAUAACAACACUUUUGGUACGCAAUGCAAUAUGAAUAUACCAAAAAUCAUUCUAGCUCUCUCCCUCUCUCUCUCUCUGUCUCUUUCCUACGUUAUAGUUUCAACAAUAUAACUAGUCCGCUGAACAAUAGGCACGUCAGUUCCGCGUUGAAAGAAACAAUUGUAAAUGUGGCGUCACUACGUCGGAUAUCAAUCUUUGCAUACUGUCGGUAUGCAACUACACAGGAAGUAGUCUCGUCUUUCCUUCGUCCUCGUUGCGAAAGAAAUUAUGUACAAGAUUCCGAUCAUUCGUAUGUACACAUAUCGGUUGUUACGAAACGAAAGUAUUGCGCCUGGAAGUCCUCGUCGUUGCUCGCGACGUAAGUCGAUUCAGAAUCGUAGGUGCGGCUUGUUCUUGAUCAUAUGUCUGUAACGAUUUAUUAAAACAUUUAGGGGGUACUUAAUAAUAGAUGAUAGAUUGUAAUCCA